AUGUCCGACGUUCGAGUAACUAUCGCUACCGGCACCACAUGGCAAGAAGUCGCCGCGGACCGGCAACGGCACCGGGACGCCACAAUCGGCGCCCUUCAACCGCCAUUGCCGGAACUUGCUCUGAAGGAGUUGCCACUGAACGUGACCGGCCUUUGCCAGGAUACUCUAAGCGAGCAGGAGCUCGCCAUCACCGGGGCCAACGUCGAGGACCUGGCCCCCAAGCUCGCAUCGGGAGAAUGGAGUGCCGCCUCCGUGACCAGUGCGUUCCUGCGGCGCGCCGGUUUGGCGCAGAAGCUGGUCAACUGCGUGACGGAGCUGCUGCCGAAGGCGGCGCUGAAGCGGGCGGCAGAGCUGGACGAGUACUUGGCGGCCCAUGGAAAGCCCGUGGGGCCUCUGCACGGGAUCCCUAUAAGUGUCAAGGAGCACCUCGCCAUGAAGGGGCUGGAUCUUAACGCCGGCUUCGUGUCGUGGGUUGGCAGGGUCGCGGAAGAUGACGCGUUGAUACUCAAGAUUCUUUGGGAGGCCGGCGCAGUGUUCUACGUCCGAUCUACGCAGCCACAGACGCUGAUGCAUCUUGAGACCAGUUCGAACCUCUACGGGGUGACUGUCAACCCAUCCAACACUACUUUGACGGCGGGCGGCUCGUCAGGCGGCGAAGGUGCCCUAGUGGGCUUGCGUGGUUCCAUUCUCGGUAUAGGGACAGACAUUGGCGGGUCGAUUCGCUCGCCAGCAGCAAAUAACGGCGUAUUUGGUUUCAAGCCCACGGCCGGAAGACUACCGGUCAACGGAUGGUCAGCCACGAUGGCGGGCUCCGAGGGCAUCCUGGGCACCAUCGGGCCUCUAUCAACCAGCCUCGCAGGCCUCGAGCUUUUCACCAAGUCCGUGGUCGCGGGUAAGCCAUGGCUCACAUCGCCCGAUCUCGUGGCCAUGGACUGGAAGGAGAACUACUCGCCGUUCGAGGGCAGGAAACUCAAGAUAGCUGUCAUGUGGGAAGACGGCGUCGUGAUGCCUCACCCACCGAUCACCAGGGCCCUGGAGGGAGUAGUGGAGAAGUUGAAGACGAGCUCCGUGGUCGACGUGGUCGAGUGGAAGCCGUGGAGACACGAUCUGGCGUGGGAGAUCAUCGCCGGCCUCUACUUCUGCGACGGAGGGGCCGACGAGACGGCGGCGAUUAAUGCGUCCGGGGAGCCAUGGAGACCGUUGUCGAAGUUCAUUCUCGACGAGAACCCGCACAUGAAACACUACGACAUCGCCUCGCUGUGGGCAGCCUGUGCGCAGCGCAAUGAGUAUCGAGAGAAGUACGCCGCUUUGUGGAAUGCGACGGGCGACGGCGGGGACAUGGUCGAUGUGAUUCUAUGCCCCGUCGGGCCAGGGGUGGCACCGAAACUGGACACGUCGAGAUACUGGGGUUAUACGUCGCAGUGGAACCUGCUUGACUACCCAGCCGUCGUGUUCCCGGCCAAUGACCGUGUAAGCGUGGAGAAAGAUGUUGGCAGUCUGGAGUAUCAACCUCGGGGAGAGAAGGACGUCUAUAACUGGAAUCUUUGGAAGGAACAUGGCGCGGAAGGUUACAAGGAUGCACCCAUCUCCCUGCAACUCGUUGCUCGUCGGUAUGAGGAUGAGAAGCUGCUGAAGGCGUUGGAGAUUGUGCUGAAGCAAUCUGGUCUUCCAGCCACCGUUUCGCAAUAG
Neoarthrinium moseri is the source of this 1689-nucleotide messenger RNA. RefSeq lists its product as uncharacterized. The record is from RefSeq and is a predicted model, not a curated record. NCBI's taxonomy places the organism in Eukaryota, Fungi, Ascomycota, Sordariomycetes, Amphisphaeriales, Apiosporaceae. The transcript is spliced from 3 exons. Bases 1 to 1689 code for a protein of 562 amino acids.